AUGACACAAAAUGGGCAACACCACGGCGAUCUGUCAAACGUAGACCAAAAAGCAUCAAUGGAAGAAAAUACACCGAGAAUGAAUAAUGAUAAGCAACAUGUGAAUGUUGCUGAUGUAAAUAGUAAGAAUGAAAUAACUGUUGAUGAUCGUUUCACAAUGAAUUCCGGAAGGAAUGUUGAUUUAGUAGAACAGGGAUCAGAAGCUUUUGGGAUGCAAUGUCGAAAUGUUGCAAUUAUCAUAUCAUCUCUGAUUAUUUGUUUUUAUCAUGAAAUGUAUCUAUCACUGGUUGUAAUGAGUGUUAUACCAUUGGUCAUAACAUUGAAUAUACUUUCAAAAAAGCUUUCGAAGAAAUCUGAUCUUAUCUUAUCCGGCAAAAUUUCCCAGACAAUUCAACUGGAAAAAGAAUUAUUGUUGCAAAAAAAUUCCAAUGAUAAAAUUGCAAACGAUGAACAUUUGAUGAGAUUGUCAACAGAAGUAAGAAGCUGUACCCGUUAUGCUAUCCUACAUCAAAUUUGGAAAAGUUCCCAUUCCGGAAUUCUAUCUUUUACAAUCUUCACAUUUAUUGGUUGUGGAAUGCUUUAUGGAGGUUAUCUUCUUAGUAUCAAUUCAAUGAUGAAAGAAGGCGAUAUAUUCAUUAUAGUAUUAUCGAUGGGACUUAUUGUAGACAGUAUCUCAACUACUACAACAUAUUACCAUCGUAUUAAGAAAGCUAUCCAUGCUGCAUUGUAUAUUUGGAAUCUUCAACAAUUUGAUUAUCAAUUCAUGGUAAGGAUUUUUCUAAUUGUUAGCAAAGUUGAUUUAUAA
This is a messenger RNA of Acanthocheilonema viteae, 804 nucleotides long. The record is from the annotation of a GenBank genome assembly. Lineage: Eukaryota; Metazoa; Nematoda; Chromadorea; Rhabditida; Onchocercidae.